Messenger RNA from Zasmidium cellare ATCC 36951, 903 nucleotides. RefSeq lists its product as uncharacterized. NCBI's taxonomy places the organism in Eukaryota, Fungi, Ascomycota, Dothideomycetes, Mycosphaerellales, Mycosphaerellaceae. The record is from RefSeq and is a predicted model, not a curated record. The transcript has 2 exons. The coding region runs from base 1 to 903 and encodes 300 amino acids.
AUGUUGCAGGAUCAACAACGCGAGCUCUCCGCAUUCCCGGCGCGAGGCGAUGCCAGUCGCGACGAUGUGGUGCAAGGUGUUACUGGGGAGAAGUCUGCGCUUGACGAGGAGAAGCCGCGCGAUGCUCGACUUGAGGAGAAGUCUGCGAUUGCAGUCGCUGGUGGAGAUGCGCCCGAAGGUGACGGUUUCACGCCGCCUUUCCUCAAACUGCCACCCGAGCUUCGCAACCGCACCUAUGAGCUCGUACUCGGCGGCAACAUGAUCCACAUAAUGAAGACCAUGCCCUACAUGCCAUCGCGCCUCCGCGCUCUGGUCUGCACCGCCAAAAAGCCCCUCACGACAAUCAAAGCAGACCAGGAGGAGGAGGACUCAGUCUGCCGUAUGACGACCAGGUACAGCAUGCGCGCGGACCAUCACCCUUGCAGGGAUUUCUACCCCAAGACUUGCCUUCCCCUCGGACUGCUAGGUGUAUGCCGACAAAUCCAGGCCGAAGCCGCCCUCAUCCCUUUCUCGAGCAACACCUUCGACAUCGAAACCUACGCCAAGGGUAUCCAGAACUUCGCGGCACACUUGACCGAUGCCCAACUCGGCGCCAUCCAGAGCCUCACGGUGGACUUCUCCAACGGCAAGAAGGAGGAGCUGUGGAUCGAUCCGGCUAUCGUGAAGCGCAUGCCGUCGGUGAAGGCCGUUACGAUCAUCGCUAGCAUGUACGCGCUUCCAGGGGCUCCGAUGGGACUUCAUACCCUGGGAGCGUUGCCGCGUUUGAGCUCGCUUGAUGGUGUUAUGGUUGUGCAGGAUCACAGGCGCGUGCCGGCUCUCGAGGCGGAGAGGGCGUGUGGCGGGAUUGUGAAGUUGAAGGAGAUAGUGCUUCCAGAGGGGAAAGAAGGUAGUGGUACAGAUUAA